AUGGAAGAACAGGUGUUCAAGGGGGACCCUGACACCCCUCAUUCCAUCUCCUUCUCGGGCAGCGGGUUCCUCUCCUUCUACCAGGCUGGGGCAGUGGACGCCCUUCGGGACCUGGCCCCCCGGAUGCUGGAAACAGCCCAUCGCUUCGCUGGGACGUCGGCAGGUGCGGUGGUGGCAGCCUUGGCCAUCUGUGGGAUCGAAAUGGAUGAAUACCUUCGAGUCCUCAAUGUGGGUGUGGCCGAGGUGAAGAAGUCCUUCUUGGGUCCCUUAUCGCCGUCCUGUAAGAUGGUGCAGAUGAUGAGGCAGUUUCUAUACCGGGUCCUGCCUGAGGACUCCUACAAGGUCACCACCGGGAAGCUCCACGUGGCCCUCACCAGGUUCACGGAUGGAGAGAGUGUGGUGGUUUCAGAGUAUACGUCCAAGGAAGAGCUCAUUGAGGCCCUGUACUGCAGCUGCUUUGUCCCUGUGUACUGCGGCCUUAUUCCUCCAACUUACCGUGGUGUGCGGUACAUCGACGGGGGCUUCACCGGCAUGCAGCCCUGCUCCUUCUGGACCGACUCCAUCACCAUCUCCACCUUCAGCGGGCAGCAGGACAUCUGCCCACGGGACUGCCCCGCCAUCUUCCACGAUUUCCGCCUGUUCAACUGCUCCUUCCAGUUCUCCCUGGAGAACAUUGCCAGGAUGACCCAUGCCCUGUUCCCCCCAGACCUGAUGAUCCUCCACAAUUACUACUACCGAGGGUACGAAGAUGCUGUUUUGUACUUGAGGAGGCUGAAUGCUGCUUAUCUUAAUUCUCCUUCCAAGAGAGUGAUUUUCCCCCGGGUAGAAGUGUACUGCCAGAUAGAACUCGCCCUUGGCAACCAGUGUCCUGAAUGCUGUCAACCGAGCCUCCAAAGAGAGCCGGCCAGUCCAGAAGAAUCCAGACAACUUCACACACAGUGGGCUCCCAAAGGGGAUGGGAGGGGUGGCCGCAGUGCACCUCUGUCCCCACCCAUGCAGGCGCCCGAAUCCACAUGUGACUGGCCGGUGGAGGCACCUGUUUCGUCACCUGCACCACCACUAGCCUCAUCACCAUCACGUUCUCCAACUGACCUGCCACCUGCGUCACUCCCAGCUGUGCCCUUACUCCCCAGCUCAACACCUGGGCUGUCCCCUGUAUCACCAUCACAGCAGAUACAACCGACUGCAUCACCACCCAAGUCCCCGCCCCCCAAGGCCUCUGCGUCACCCAGGCCAUCCCUGGGGCUUUCCACUGCGGGGCCACCUCCGGUGUUGCCCCGACAUUCUUCUUCAGCAUCACCUGCACAGCCACCUGUGGAGGAACUGGGCCCAGAACAGCCCCGAGCUCCCUUUGCCUCUUCAAAUUCGAAAAGCACCGUGCCUCUGGCUAAUGUGAAGGAAACCGCCAGCAAACCUCACGCAGUGGAGAGCCCUGCUGAAGAAUCCAACUGGGUGAGCAAGGUAUUCAAGAAGAACAAGCAAAAGACAAGUGGCACCAGAAAAGGCUACUUCAGACAUCCACGAGCCAAGAAAACAGGCAGCAAAGUGCAGUCUGCCCCCUGCCCACUUGACUUCUCUCUGAUCUCCACCUCCGAGACAGUCUGGGUCGCCUACAAGCCUCAUCCCAGCCGCAUCCAAGAAUACAGCUGCCCUGAGGAAACUGUGAGCCGAGAGAGGAAACUUGAGCUGAAACGGGAGAGAACCUGA
Budorcas taxicolor (takin) is the source of this 1707-nucleotide messenger RNA. RefSeq names its product patatin like phospholipase domain containing 1 (gene PNPLA1). The coding region runs from base 1 to 1707 and encodes 568 amino acids. Lineage: Eukaryota; Metazoa; Chordata; Mammalia; Artiodactyla; Bovidae. The record is from RefSeq and is a predicted model, not a curated record. The transcript is spliced from 10 exons. Gene Ontology annotation, molecular function: triacylglycerol lipase activity. Gene Ontology annotation, cellular component: lipid droplet; membrane; cytoplasm. Gene Ontology annotation, biological process: triglyceride catabolic process; lipid homeostasis.